ACCGAGGGCAGGUUGUUCAGUCCUGUUCAAAUUUUGCUCUAGCUACUACCGAAUCUCUGAGUUUAAGUGAUUAUCAUUGUCAAUUUAGUUAAUUUGUAGAUUAUUCUAGUGAUUUGUGUUGGAUUUAGUGAAAUACUAUGGCAGGAACAGUGUUGAAACCCUUGAAAACUCUACCGGUCUACAUUGUAGAGGACCAUCAUGAGGUUAUCCCAUUCAUCUACAAACACAUCGGCUCCAAACAUCUCCUACUGGAAAACAACAUUCUGAUCCAUUUCGACUCUCAUCCGGACAUGUUGAUCCCAAAAAACAUGGCCGCCUCCACUGUUUUCGACAAAUACGAACUUUUCUCCCGGCUCAGCAUUGAGAACUGGAUAAUGCCUGCCGCCUAUGCUGGCCAUUUCACUAGAAUCGUUUGGUGUAAGCCAUUUUGGGCCGAACAAUUGAAAACUGGUUGUUUCAGGUUCAAGAUCGGUGAAGAUAUAGAUACGGGUGAUAUCAAAGUGAGCUGUAUGGAACCGUAUUUCUUUGGGGACGCCCUCUAUGCGGAUGAAAAAAACUUGAAAAACAGUCGAGAAAUCAUUGUUUAUGUCUGUGUUUUUGGUAGAUAUCUACAGGAAGACAACCCUUUGGUAUGCUCUCAAGAACUUGAUGAGUUCAAAACAGUUUUAGAGUUGUUAUCGAUUACAAACCAACCCAUAAUUUUGGACGUGGAUCUUGAUUUUUUCAGCACACGCAACCCUUUCAAACAUCUCUACCCCAACGCUGAUUUGUACCCCAAAUUGAAAGUAAUUUACAAGUUUGACUAUGGGUUUGAUAGGUUGAAGAUUAACGAGGCUCUAGUCAAACGUCAAACCCAGCUAGGAGUUCUGAAAUCAGCCUGGAAACAUCUAGAAACAAACCCCGAUUUGACCGGGUUCGAGCCCGAAACGUCGGUUUACGACCGGGAACUAAAGUUGUUAGAGGAGCUGAGUUUUGAGGUUAGGAAGUGCUACACCGACAUCGACUGGGAACUGGUGCACGAUGCCGGGUGCACCUUCGACGAGAGCGGACUCCCAGAGCACGUGUCCACGCGUGACGAGAUGGAGCGGCUGGUGAGGAAUUCGUUUGACGGCGUUCUGGGAUGUCUACCGGUGCAACCAACUGUUGUAACCGUGUCUAGAUCUAGUGAAGACGACUACUGUCCGCCGGAGGAUGUCGACUGGAUCCAGGAGCGGGUGGUGGAGAGCUUGAGGAGGGCGUGGUCGACGACGGUUGAGCUGGUCGAACAGUACCUGGAGGAGGAGGAUGAGGAGGAGGAAGAAGAAGAGGUGGUGAAGGAGGAGGAGGAGGAAAAGAAGGAGCAGGAUGAAGAGAAGAAGAACUAGGAGAAUGAGGAGAAGAAGGAGGAGGGUGAUCAGGGGAAGACAGUUAGGAGAGAAGGAGAAGAGGAAGAAGAAGGAGGCAGGAGAAGAAGAAGAAGACAGGAGAAAAAGAAGAAGAGAGUAGAAAAAGAAGAAAAACAGGAAGGACAGUUAAAACGAAUUAUUGACAGACUACCUAUUAUUAUUAUUUUAUUGAAAUAGUAUCUUAAUCAUGUUGUGUUAAAGUUUGUAAGUCGCUAAGUUUAUUCAUGGUGAGUUGGAGGUGACAUUUGAAAGGAGUUAAAUAUCAGAAGAAACUCAAUAAACUCUAUAGACUACAAUAACCUAUCAUACGUACUUUAAUAGAUAAUUCAAGAAAAUAUAUCAACGAAUUUUCAUGUAUCAACAAUAUUUGCGCAAAAGCUUGUUAGAUUUUAAUCUUGAUUAUAUAUGGCACGAAAACCAAUCACUGAAGAUUUUUGAAGGCUCCUCUGAUUGGCUCUCGUGGUACUUGAUCACGGUUAGAGUUUAACAGGCAUUUGUGCAACUAACCCCUAUAGUGAGGUCCACGUUAUAAUGGUAGUGUUUGAUUAGCAAAUGGUAUUGGCAUUAUCAUUCAAAAAAGCGGAUAGCGCGCUCUGUUGCAAGAUCGUCUUUUAACAAUGUUGAAUUAAUAAUUAAUAAAAAAUUUUACAACUCAAUCAUGAAAGUUUAUUAUUAAAUUAUUGAAAAAUAUAAUAUUUAUUGCUUAUUACAACAUAUUUGAUUAUUUUAAACGAGAAUGAACAGUUGAUAUUACAUCAAUAAACCUGUAUCAGAUACCGUCUAUAGAAGGCAUUGACAAGACGGAGGAUCGGCAACGUUGUCUGCUAUCUUUCUCCACUGCCAUUAUAAGUUGGACCGCACUAUAGUAUUUUUUAUUCAAUGACAAUGCAAAGACGAAAAUAUCCCAAAAACUAUUCAAAUCAAUCUCAAAACACAAGUUUAAUUUUGUAAUCUAGCUUCAAAACUUCUUUAUUCUAUAAUAAGAAAACAAAGAUAUUGUCAAAUUUCACUAAAAAUUUAUUAAAAACUUUAAAACAGAACCAUGGUUUCACGUAGUUAACCAAUGCAUCAUCAGCUGUACUGAGGAAUUUAU
Messenger RNA from Nilaparvata lugens (brown planthopper), 2478 nucleotides. RefSeq names its product UPF0489 protein C5orf22 homolog (gene MESR6). Bases 138 to 1364 code for a protein of 408 amino acids. The record is from RefSeq and is a predicted model, not a curated record. The transcript has a single exon. NCBI's taxonomy places the organism in Eukaryota, Metazoa, Arthropoda, Insecta, Hemiptera, Delphacidae.